Aspergillus pseudoviridinutans is the source of this 1227-nucleotide messenger RNA. RefSeq lists its product as uncharacterized. Lineage: Eukaryota; Fungi; Ascomycota; Eurotiomycetes; Eurotiales; Aspergillaceae. The transcript is spliced from 2 exons. The record is from RefSeq and is a predicted model, not a curated record. Gene Ontology annotation, biological process: lipid metabolic process. The coding region runs from base 1 to 1227 and encodes 408 amino acids.
AUGGACCCCAACUCGCUAUCUGCAUGGAGCAUCCCGCUCACACAGUGGAUUCUUGUCCAGCUCCUGACAGGAUGGACAAUCGCGUUCACACCGCCAUACUCCAAAGUUAGACCGGCUGUCACGGUGAUUGUCAUCGCGCUCGCCUACUCCUUCCAGACUCAGGUCCGGCAAACCUUCGCAGAGACUCGCGCGCGUGGACCCUUAGCAGCCAUGUGCUGGGUGAACGUGCUCAAUGCGAUCGACCUGCUGAUGCUGAGUCGGGUCUCGUUUGACGAGCAAAUCGCAUGGAAGACGAAACUCAACCAAGGAAAGACUGUGAACACAAACAGCCUUUGGAGAAGGCUCAUCUGGUCCGUUGAAAUGGCCUUCAACUACCGUCGCGUCAAUACCCCGUGGCAGAUCCACGCUGUCCCCGCGUUCGAUAAGAACGACGMCGGAUACGUUCCGGACAAGUGGGACUACGUGCGUCGGUGUGCGGCCAAAGUAUGCGGCUCGCUACUUGUGUUGCAUUUCUGCACCAUAGAUGCGGGGGAUGUUCAUCUCGCGGGUAUGAUCUCCGAGAUUUCAGACUCAAAGAAGGUGUUACUGCCUACCUGGGAGGAAUGGACGGCGCGUCGCGCGAUCGUCCAAACACUAUUCACCAUCUCUUUUGGAUUUGUCAUCCGAGCGGCUAUCCUGGGAAUGUAUAACCUCCUCGCCAUGGUCUUCGUCGCUCUAGGGGCGUACGAGCCCGUCGAGUGGCCGCCGAUCUUCGGCUCCUUGAGCGAUAUGCACUCGUUGACGCGAGUUUGGGGCAUCGCCUGGCAUCAGAUCCUGCGCAAGCUGGUCACAUCCAACGCGGAUUUCCUGCUUUUCGACGUCCUGCGGCUCCCGCAGGGGAUUGUCGCCAGGACUCUCCGGCUGAUCAUGGCGUUUGCCACGUCGGGGUUAGUCCACUUUCUCAUGGAUCUGGGCUUCGGGGUAUCCCUGGACCAAAGCGGAGCGCUGUGGUUCUUCUGUCUGCAGAUUCCGGGCAUCAUGGUGGAAGAUUUGCUGUGGUGGACUUGCCACAGGAUGAUCAAGGGGAUGAAUAACCGUUUGAGAAAGGCUAUCGGAUAUGUCUGGGUAGGCCUCUUCUUUCUAUGGGCGGCCCCCGUCUGGCUGAAUCCGAUUAUCCUGCGGUUGUACCAGGAUGGUCAGAGAAUACCGUCUCCGUUUUUGGUGUUCAGGGGAGUCCUAUUCACUUGA